Molecule: messenger RNA, 816 nt
Organism: Lactuca sativa (garden lettuce)
Lineage: Eukaryota; Viridiplantae; Streptophyta; Magnoliopsida; Asterales; Asteraceae
Molecular function (GO): protein dimerization activity
Source: RefSeq, a predicted model, not a curated record
AUGCAACUUGUUGAUGUACGAGAAGCUUUACUUGAAGUUGGAGAAAAGGAUAAUGAUGUUGCGGUUGCAAGUGAAGCAACUUCAUUGGCAGAGAAAGAACUUGGUGACUUUGGUAUCAACAAUUAUUUGUCAAAGGAUAUGCAUGUUGAUAAUGCUAUUAAAGAAAUAAACAAAUUGAUUGAAUACUUCAAAGAUUAUAGAGAAACUGGUUUUUCUAAAGCGAUUAUUGAAGCUAAGGAGAUUGCUAUUGAAUUGGGUAUUGAUCCAAUAUUUCCACAAAAGCGUUUGAUUCAAAGGAAAAGAAGUUCUUCUCUUGAGACAAGAUUUGAACAAUUCAAAGAGUAUGACAAAUUAUUUGGUUUUUUAUUUCCACAUAAUUUGAAGGGAAUGGAAGAUAAAGAUCUUAAGUCGUCUUGUCAUCGCCUUGAAAAAGCACUCAAGUUUGAAGAAAGAUCGGAUAUUGAUGCUGAAGAACUUUAUACAGAGUUGAAAUUAUUUGAGACAUUGGACACCAAUGAAUUUAACAACCCUAUAGAUGUUUUGAAGUUUUUGAAAGAACUUGAUUAUUUCCCAAAUGCAAGCAUUGCAUAUAGAAUAUUGUUGACUAUUCCAGUAACAGUGGCAUCUGCAAAAAGAAAUUUUUCGAAAUUGAAGUUGUUGAAAUCUUACUUACGCUCAGCAAUGAACCAACAAAGACUUAGCGGUUUGGCCAUGAUAUCUAUCGAGAACGAAAUCUUAGAGAAUAUAGAGUACGAUGAGUUGAUCAACCAAUUUGCUAUCAAGAAUGCUAGGAGAGCUUCACAAAUCGUCGGCUAG